UCAUUUGUACCUGAUUUUCACCAUCUAUUAAUUUUUACUUUUUAAGAAUAAUAUUCUUUGAGCAGAGAAAAUAAUUGUUGCUCCCCUUGUUAAAAGUGGUUUCAGCUACUGAGAUUAUACAACAAACACAUGUAUUUUGGAAGGGAGGGUUUUCACUUUCUAUCUAGAGCGUUCUUUUAGUUCCGUAAAAUCCUAUAUCUAUCUCUUUGAAAUAAUGGGGAGGCAGAACAGACAAACACGGAGCUCAGCCAGGAUGGUGGAGCAAAACGGAGGCGGGAAAUCGGCUGGAUCAGGAACAAAGUCACUUCCAGCUGACGUCAAAUCUGGGGUUAAGAGAACUUCAGUUGAAGCUGGAUCAAAAAGCAAGAAAACCAGAAAGGUUCCAGUAGUUGUACUGGAUAACUUGCAAGAUUCUGACUUGAUGUCCAAUGGAGCAAAUCUUCCAACCAAAAACUCCACAGACAAGUCCAGUAAGGGCAAAACACAAGUCAAAGAAGCUCUUGAUGAUAGAAAUAGAAACGGAAGAGCUGUUAAGAAGACUACAACAAACAAUUCAGAGGUUGAAAAAUGUGUGACAGGAAAAGGGAAAGGAAAGGGACGUACAGCAAAGUCUAAUGGUGGAACAUCUGCACAGAAAGAUGAAGGUGAGGAAGAAGGGACAACUGUCAAGAGGAAAGGGACAAGGAAGAGGAGGAAAGAUGGAGAUGCACAAGAAGAGGAUAGCAUGGGAAAGGAUGAUGAUGAUGACUUUGAAGAUGAUGGACAAACAACUUCUAAGGUCAAAAAGAGACGUUCAGCAGCAAAGUCUAAGAGUAACAGUAGGGUAUCUACACAGAUAGAUAAAGGGGACAAAGAGGAGACAACUGGCAAGAGGAGAGGAGCAAGGAAGAAGAGGACAUAUGUAGGAGGGCAAGAAAAGAAAGACUUGUCGGGAAAGGCAGAUGAUGACUAUGAAGAUACUUCAAAGGUCAAGAAGAUGAAGACAAGUCAAGAAUCUAUUGAAGAUGAUGCAGCAAAAGUUAAUCCAGAAGUGGAGGCCAGUACCAGUGUGGCAGAGAUGGCUGACGCACAGAAGAAUCAUCAUGAAUCCUCAGACAGUGAAUCUGAAUGGGAAGAGGUAGAGGAAGUUCAAACAGUGAAGAGUCCCGAGAAAAAACUCCAGGACAUCAGCAUUGAGCUAUCAGAGGGCCUCAUCCCUGGGAUGUCCAGGAAGAAGAAAAAGCAGUUUGAUUGGAAAGGUUAUAUCAAACGGGCAAUUCGAAGGAUGAACAAAGAGCAGAGGGAGAGCCUCCACAAGGCACACCUGCUAACUCUGCUGGCCUGUGCACUCUACAGGAGUAGGGUUUGUAAUGACCCAGACUUGGGAGGACUGGCGUUGUCUUUGACACCCACAGAAAUCUUGUGCAGGAGAAGGUGGGAUGUGGGCUUUCUGAGCAAAGUAGUCAAGUGGUUCAGGUCCAAAUUCCCACUGAUUUCAGGCGAGGAGGACUUGGAAGACAGUGGUAGCUGUACGGUAGCAACACUUGGAGUGAGACUGCAGGAAGGGAAGGUGAUGUCUGAGAAUGAGCGAGUCUUGCUGUUUGUGGUGAUGCUGAGGAUGUUACAGCUGGACACAAGACUGGUCGUCUCCUUACAGCCUAUUCCAUGGAAAGAGCCAUCCCCAUCAAAGUCGAAUCAGAACAAGUCACAGGCUGGACAAAAGAAGAAACUCAAGUCUCCACCAAAGUCUGGAAGAGGCACAUCAACAGCUCAGGCUUCCAAGUCAGCUAAGCAGGCUCACAGUGUCAAACAAUCCAAGCCGGGCAAAAGAAGAAAGCUGUCAGAAUCUUCAGAUGACUCGAGCACAGAACAGUCAUCCUCAAAGAAGUCUGACCCACCUUCAAGGAGGCAACAGAAAACAAAGAAUUCUAGACCAAGGAGGCGUGCAUCCAAGACAAAGCCGAUGGUGGAAGUGUCAGAAUCUGACGAUGAAGAGAGCUCUCAUUCAGAGUACGCUCCUGAAUCUAGCACGGAUGUGAAAGAUUCCUCAUCAAGAGACUCUGAUGUGUUGGAGGUUGAAGAGAUUGAUAUCACCAUGUCAGAGGACAGCGAUUUGGAGAUUGUCGACGUAUCAAAGCUCAGAGUUAAGAAGAAAUCAAGCAAACAAAACCAGCGGCCUAGCACAAAGAUCAUCUCCGAUGACGACUCGGAUGAGAGUGAAGAUGUAGCAGUGUGUAAUGAGUGGGUUGAGGUAUACAUAGAGGAAAGAUGGGUGACAGUGGACGUGGUGAGUGGUAUGGUCGACAAGCCAGAGGUAGUGGAACAGCGGGUGACUCGCCCGAUGGCGUAUGUAGUCGGGGUGGAUGCAGAAGGCAGUGUGAAGGAUGUGACCAAGCGGUACGCGGCGGGUUGGAUGACAUCCACGCGACUCCUGAGGGAGGAUCGUUACGGCACCUGGUGGCCUGAUACGCUCCGACUGUACUCGUCAGCUGACAAGGACAGGAGCAAGAAGGAAGACCUUGAGUUACACAGCAAACUUCUGCAGAAGCCUAUACCAACCACCAUCAGAGACUUCAAAGACCACCCCUUAUACGCGCUCCGGAGGCACCUGCUGAAGUAUGAAGCUGUGUACCCAGAAACUGCAACUGUGCUGGGCUACUGCAAGGGAGAGCCUGUCUAUGCAAGGGAGUGUGUUCACCAGUUGCACACCCGUGACAAAUGGCUGCAGGAAGCACGAGUGGUCAGACACGGGGAGGAACCCUACAAGAUGGUCAAGCACAACAAUCCGGGCUGGCUUAAGAAGAAGAUGGAACGCAAAGGAAUCUUUACAACUGGAAACCCAGAUGAACCAACUGUACCUCUUUUUGGAAGGUGGCAGACGGAGGACUACAUGCCACCCCUGGCUGUGGAUGGUAAGGUUCCCAGGAACGACUACGGCAACGUGGACCUGUACCUGCCCUGCAUGCUGCCACUGGGCACUGUGCAUCUGCAGAUCCCAGGACUGGAACGUGUUGCAAGGAAGCUGGACAUUGACUGUGCCCCGGCUGUGACUGGGUUCGACUUCCACAGCGGCUGGUCACAUCCAGUCAAAGAUGGCUACAUCGUGUGUGAGGAACAUAAGGACCUGCUGAUAGCUGCCUGGGAAGAGGACAGACAGAACAGAGAGCAGAAAGAGAAAGACAAGCGAGAAAAGAGGUCCCUGGACAACUGGAGAAAGUUAACAAAGGCCCUGCUGAUCAGUCAGCGUUUGAAGAGGAGAUACCAGGUCCAGAAUGAGCACAAGGUGAAGUCAUCAGUGAAAGGGGAGGACAUCGAUGAUGAUGAUGAUGAUGAUGACAGUGGUGACGACCGUGCUGUUGAUGUCGAGAAGUCCUGGCCGCGGAAAGACUUUAGUCAGCAGGCAGCUAGUACCAGUUCUAAAGCAAAGUCCAGAGCAAAGAAGAGACAAAAGGAAGAUACUCACUUGUUUCCGUUUGAGAAGUUAUAAGGUGGCUCGAGGCUCUGCAAUAUUGGAUUCAAGAUAAAUUUGGCAAGAAAUUGUGUUAAGUGAAGACAAUAGAGUUUGUUGAAAUGUAGUAAAAAUUGUCAAAUUUGCCCUGAGGAAGGUGACAGAUGGUCACCAAAAUGUCAGACUCAUGAAAAAAUCUUGUAGUGUACAAAGAAUUUAGUUAUUUAGUGACUUACAAACCUGAUGGAACUGAUCUCAGAUGGAUCACUAGAAGCACAGAAUGUAUGUUUAUGAACCAUGGAAAUAUUAAGCAAUUAAACAUUAAACAGAAGAGCACUUUGAACCAAGACAGGGGGUGCCACUAUCUGAGACCUAUGUAUGACUGUGUCUUGUCACGUGACAAUGUCCAUCAAGCGUCACUUGACAAAGAAACUCCAAGAUGAGAUCUCCGGGUUGACAAAGAGACAGAGUUCGCCUCGAAAGCUUUAAAGCUUCCCAAGCUAAUUGGACUUUAGUUCUGUGUUAUCUGUUUAAAUUUUUGUCAAAAAAACAUUAAACAAUUAAUGUGGAAGUCUUCUGAAAGCUCUUCAUCAUAUACAUCACAGUGUACUGUUGAUGUUGUUAAUGUACUCCCUCACUUUUUGGUGGAGGCAAACUCAGUCCUGGAGGUUUGGGUCCCCUACCAACAUUUUUUUAAUUGUUUCAAACUUUGAAAGAGAAUAACUCUAGAAAGGUCAAU
Molecule: messenger RNA, 4166 nt
Organism: Branchiostoma floridae (Florida lancelet)
Lineage: Eukaryota; Metazoa; Chordata; Leptocardii; Amphioxiformes; Branchiostomatidae
Product: DNA repair protein complementing XP-C cells-like
Exons: 9
Coding region: 215-3466 (1083 amino acids)
Biological process (GO): nucleotide-excision repair; mismatch repair
Cellular component (GO): nucleotide-excision repair factor 2 complex; nucleus; XPC complex
Molecular function (GO): single-stranded DNA binding; damaged DNA binding
Source: RefSeq, a predicted model, not a curated record